AUGGAGCUCGCGUGGGUGUUGGCGCUGCUGCUGGUGCUGGCAGGCGCCGGCUACAUGUACAUGCAGCAGCAAGAAGAGGCCAAGAAGCAGGCGCAGAAGCUCCAGAAGGAGAAAGAGGAGCUGGCUCGCCAGCAGUUCCACGCGCUCAACAGCAAGAAGCCCAAGAGCAAGGCCAAGGGCAAGAAGGUGGACAUGACGGCCGAGCUCAAGAAGAAGAGUCAGGCGGCGGCCGCGCAGGACGCGAACGACGAACACUCGAGCAUCCUGCACGUGCUCAAAGGCCACAAGUACGGCAUCACGGCGGCGGCUUACAGCCCCAACGGCCGCUUCCUGGCCACGGCCAGCUCGGAUCGCUCCAUCCGCUUCUACUUCCGCGAAAUGCUCAAGGACAAGAACCCCAAGGUGCACCAGAUCAACAUGGAGUACGAUCACGUCACGGCCAUGAGCUUCAGCUCGGAUGGACGCAGUCUGGUGGUUGCCACUGAGAACGGCACGGUCAAGGUUUACCAGAAACUUCGGGCCAAACCCGAGAUUGUCGCGGACUUCCCAGUUUCGCACAAGACGGAUGUGCACUCGGUGCUUAUGAAUGACAUUGGCAACUGGGCAACGAUUAUCACAUGUUCGGGUGAUUCGGACACGGACGUCAAGUUCUGGAACUUGAGUGGCGAGCUGCUGCAAACGGUGAACACGAACCAGGUUGCCAACUACCACUGCGUUGGGUCGAAGGACAACCGAUACAUUGCUGUGGCAGCGUACACGCCGGAGGUCAAGAUCUAUGAAAUUGCGCGUGAGAAGAACGGCGCCUUCAAGAAGGUUAACAAGGUCAUGACCCUGCAAGGACACCGGACUGGCGUGAUGGACCUAGCGUUCGACGGCUCGGACAAGCUUCCGGUCAACCGCGUUGUGACUAUUUCCAAGGACGCUUCGAUUCGUCUCUGGGAUAUCAACGUCCGGUACACUGUGCAAGAGGACCCGAAGGUUAUGUCGUCUUUCAAUGCGAGCGGAGAGCAGCCGUUCCAGGCUGUCGACUUUGCACCCAACGGAAAGAUGCUGGCGAUGGUGCGUGGCAACGAUCUCGUGUUUGUUCGGACCAGCGACAACAACGAGUUCUUCACAAUCACCGACGCGCUCGAAGAUCCCGUCAAGCGCGCCGUGUUUUCGCCUGACGGCUCGGAGGUGCUUGUGCUGGGGAAGAGCGCCAAGCAAGUCAAGAUUUACAAAACACCAGAACUGUAG
Messenger RNA from Phytophthora sojae, 1236 nucleotides. RefSeq lists its product as hypothetical. The coding region runs from base 1 to 1236 and encodes 411 amino acids. NCBI's taxonomy places the organism in Eukaryota, Oomycota, Peronosporomycetes, Peronosporales, Peronosporaceae. Gene Ontology annotation, biological process: endoplasmic reticulum unfolded protein response. The transcript is spliced from 7 exons. Gene Ontology annotation, molecular function: protein binding. The record is from RefSeq and is a predicted model, not a curated record. Gene Ontology annotation, cellular component: endoplasmic reticulum.